CCAAUGUCAAACUCUCGGACGUGGCCAAUCAUUAUCGUCACAGGCGCAAACAGCGGCGUGGGCUUUGGCAUUUGCCAGAGGUUGCUCGUCGAGCUCUCUCAAACAUACCCUGACGACGCGCAGCCAAGUUAUGGGUUCCACAAUCAGCAGGGUGCUGACGAGAAAUUUGCUGCCUGUGAAGGUCUGACAUUGAUUUUGGCCUGCCGGAGCAGGCAGCGUGCAGAGACCGCUAGAGACCAACUGUUCAAGUUCCUCGACGAUCACCUCGAGAAACGGUGUCGCAUAGGCACGCUCAACUCACACGCGACUGCGUUCAGGAAGAAUUUGGAGAUUGACAUCCACACAAUUGACCUUGCAAGCGUCCAUAGUAUCUUCUUGUUCGCGGAUGAAGUAUCGCAGAAAUACCCAUACAUUUCGCACUUGGUUUUCAACGCCGGUCUAGCCUGUUUCUCAAGAAUUAACUGGAGCGCCGCCAUUCAACAACUUGCAUGCGACUGGGUCAACGCAGUGACAGCGCCGGCGUUCUAUGUGCAGGACGUUGGCAAACUCACGCCGGACCACCUGGGUCUCGUUUGGCAGUGUAAUGUUUUUGGGCAUUAUGUUCUGUUCCGACUUCUCGAGAAAACUCUGGCCAAGUGUUCAAAUCCCACAGGACCGCGAGUUCUCUGGAUGUCCUCUCACGAAUCAGAUUCUACGUUUUACGACCCUCAAGACUGGCAACUCAUCAAGUCGGCACAUUCUUACCAGUGUUCAAAGUACCAGAUUGACAUGAUGUCUCUCCAUCUUGACCGCCAGGCUGUAGAAAUGCACUCGGCUGACUCUCAGUCACCCGUCAUCCGUCACUUCACGGUACUUCCUGGAGUCGCUGGGACAAACAUUGCUAGCUCGCUUUUGGGGCCUUUGAGUUCAAUUGGCAUGUUUCUUGCUUUCUACAUUGCGCGGGUGCUGGGAUCUCCCUACCAUUUAAUUUCCUCGUAUAAAGCUGCUGUCUCCGCUGUUCACCUCUGCCUUGUCCCUUUUGUGUUUCUCCCGAUGAUAAACUUAAAGGCUACGUCGACAAACGGCCACGCCAAUGGAUCGCCAUCCGAAGCCGGAGUACGAUACGUCUCUCAGUGUAAUCGAUGGGGCAAAGAGGGUGUAUCCUCUUCGAAGCUGUACGAAUCGAAAGAAGAAGAAGUACAGACCAACGAGUUGAUCGAGAAAUGUGAAACCUUAUUUCGGACUUUCUGUGAGGCAGAAGGCCGGAAAACCGUAGCUUAAACUCUGUUCUACUUGUUGACUUCAUUGAAUACUUAUGUUGGCUUUGAACUUUAGAUCUUUACACAUAAUAUUUAAUUAUACCUUUCAACGCAUGUCAUGGGCCGCUGCUCUCCAAAUAGGAUGUUCU
Molecule: messenger RNA, 1387 nt
Organism: Coniophora puteana RWD-64-598 SS2
Lineage: Eukaryota; Fungi; Basidiomycota; Agaricomycetes; Boletales; Coniophoraceae
Product: NAD(P)-binding protein
Exons: 5
Coding region: 4-1260 (418 amino acids)
Cellular component (GO): lipid droplet; mitochondrial outer membrane; endoplasmic reticulum membrane
Molecular function (GO): 3-beta-hydroxysteroid 3-dehydrogenase (NADP+) activity
Source: RefSeq, a predicted model, not a curated record